GGUCCCCGGUACAUGCGGUAUUGCAGAGAGCGAAGCAAUUGGACAGAACCACCAUUGCAGCUACUGACAAGAUUAUAGUCGAGUGGUAACGCAGUUAGAACAGACUUACACCGUGCCUUAUAUUUUUGACUGGGCUCGAAUCCCGAAAAAGAUGGAUUUUUUUUUUUAAAAUUUGAUUUCUUUUAAUCACAUGGAAAGAAUGGAAACGUUGAUCCGCCUCGUUCUCCUUGGAUCCUUGACAAUGUCGGCGACAUUUGUGUCGUCCUGUCCCGUGGAGAAAUGUCGGUGUAUCCCCGGCAAACAAAUCAUCGAUUGCCAGUACAAAGGGCUGACAGCGAUCCCCAAAAUCACGCCAAGUGACGAGGUAUUCCAAGAAAUCACCUUUGAAAACAGCGCCGAUUCUUCGGACGAGAGUUACAGUGAUCUGACAAACCUAAAUCGAAUUUCAAACAUCCCCGCCGACGCCUUUCGAGGGCUUAAGGUGAAGAAAAUAAAUCUAGGCAAUGCUGGGGUUCGUGAACUGGAUCAGCAAGCAUUUUCCGGACUUGAAACCGUACUGGAACAUUUAGUAAUCGGCGGGGAUCGCGUUCUUUCGCCACCGUUUGACUCAUUGCAGACUUUGAAGAAUCUUACAAAACUAGAGCUACAGAAUUUUUUAUACCCGGUAUUGGAAGAAAGCUUUGCAAUUAGUAGUUUGUUGCGACUUCAAUCACUAAAACUCAUAAAUAUGCAAAUGUUCCAUAUAUCGGAAAACGCACUCCAAGAAUUCAAAGCUUUACGUCAUCUUGAAAUUAGCGGUAAUAGACAAAUCCGAUUUUACCCUGCCACGGCUAUUUGGAAAGUACCAACCCUGGAAGAACUUGUUUUUAAGGAUAAUGGUUUAGUAAAAGUGGCCGGAUACGCCUUCUAUGAACUGAAGAAUUUGAAAUAUUUAGAUUUAUCGCGAAACGAGAUAGACACAUUAAGUCCAAAUACCUUUCAAGGCGUGUCCAACAAUCUACAGAGCAUCGACUUAACAGGAAAUGCUCUAACAACAAAUUCCUUGUCAAUAUUCUCAGCGUAUGAUUGGAAAAGCAUGAACAACUUGAGAAUCCUGUUAAAUAAAAUAACGCGUAUUCCGAAAAGUAUGUUUUCAAAAAUGAAGAAUUUGGCAUCCCUAGAAUUACAACUGAAUUCAAUCAGCGAAAUUCUUGCUGACGACUUUCGACCUUUGGCGAAUCUGGAAAACCUUGAUUUGUCUAACAAUUUAAUAACGAACAUUCAGGCCAAUGCGUUCGAUCUGCCAUCCAUAAAAACUCUUCGAUUAUCAAAUCUAAAUAAAAACGAAGUCAAAACAUUGAUUGGUAUAAAGAAUGCUUUCAAUGGGACAAAGAAUUCCUUAGUUUUGGUUGACUUAAAGGAAAACAGGUUUAAUACAAAUGAAUUGUGGGCUGAAAUCGGCGGUUUGACGGAGGUACGGGAGCUUGACCUUUCAGACACCGGACUAAUCGAACUGCCCAAAUCAGCAUUCGCCAAGAAUACGCUUAUACGGAAACUAGACCUCAACAACAACAACAUUGGGCCGUCUCUCUCGGCUAGUUCCUUGGAUGGACUGCAAAAAACCCUCCAACAACUACAACUAGUCAACAACGGUAUACAAACCAUGGACAGUUGUAUCUUUGAGGAUUUUCAACAGUUAAAGUUGUUGACAUUGUAUGGAAAUCCUCUACAGUGUGACUGCGGACUAAAAGGCCUUCAGACUUGGAUCAAGUCUCUUGGGAUGCUGUAUUCUUUUAUCGUGCAAGCUCGGUGUUCUUCUCCUGGACCCAUUGCAGGGAUGAUGCUGAUGUCAGUUCCACUUAAAGACAGUAAUGGCAUGCUUUGUAAAUCUGACUCUGCGGCAUGUGAAAACAACACAUAAUUACUAGUACCUUAUUGAUUAGUAUAUACUCUUUUUCUUAACACCCCUCGUUGCAUUGUUCUGGGGUUUUUUGCUAGACUUCAAUUUAUUGAAUAUAAAAAAGCUUAUUGUUUGUAAUUUCUGAUCAAAAGCCAUUUGAAUUAUGCCAAGCGCUACCUUUUUUAAAUUUUAUUUUCUAUCUUUGUAUCAUCUUUGUGUUCUUAAUCGGUGAAGGGUUCAGGUUUUUUUCACAUUCCAAGUAAAGCAAAUGUGGAUAACGUAAUAUACUUAAUAUUUUGCGUGCUUCAAAAAUUCUUUUUAAAGUUACAUUUCAAUAUUGUAAACAACACUUAUGUAACUUAAAUUCUGGUUAGUUUAAUGCCAAUAUGGAUGAAGGGGCCAAGUUCUCAUCAAAGAUGUUUCUUUGUACUUCAAGGAUCCAUACAAACACAAAAUGCAAAGACAUGUACUACUGUGGUUUCAUCAAUAUUCGUUGAAUACCAAUUUUCGUGGAUUUCGUUGUUAAGUUGAUCCCCGAAAUUAAAUGUUCAUUGAAGUGCAAUAUCUAUUAAGAUUUUGUAUUGGUAGGGUCAUUGGCCUCGAAUUUACGUAUCCUUGAAACUGUGAUUUUCACUUUAUCCACGAAAAUUGAUACCCCUGAAUAUUAAUGAAACGAGAGUAGUAUAUUUAUUGACUUGUUGCUUGUCAGUGUAGGAAGAAUCCUCGUGCUUGCAUAAAGUUUAAAUGCAUCAAACAUAUUUUUAUCUUAUGGUUGUUAACGUUCAAAGGUUGUCUGAAGCUUAAAGUGUUCAAGUUGUUACAUAUUGUCUAUUUGCUGAAGGUAACACACGGGUCUCUGUUUUUUUUAUUUAUUUCUAAAUAUUAAACUGUUUUUAAAAAACUU
This is a messenger RNA of Magallana angulata, 2783 nucleotides long. RefSeq names its product leucine-rich repeat-containing protein let-4-like. The record is from RefSeq and is a predicted model, not a curated record. The transcript is spliced from 3 exons. Gene Ontology annotation, molecular function: protein binding. Gene Ontology annotation, cellular component: extracellular matrix. Lineage: Eukaryota; Metazoa; Mollusca; Bivalvia; Ostreida; Ostreidae. The coding region runs from base 191 to 1900 and encodes 569 amino acids.